AUGAUGGCUCCAGCGGUCAGCUGUAGAGACAGUAGCAGAGCUACAGUCUCUGUUGUUGUUUCCUCCAACCCAAAGACCAAAACUCACCCACCAACCUCACUUGUUCUUCCCUUUUCAAAUUCCAAAUCCCAACUCUCUCUUUUCAGUAGUCACCACGAAUUCAACAAUAAUAAUAGAAAUCGGGUGGCACAAACCAGCCGCAAAAUCGUGACUUGCUCCGUCUCCGGACAGGGAAAUCCUGCGGCAAAGAAGUUGCGUCUCAUCCUUGACUCUCCUGGGGUUCACCAGGGCCCUGCUUGUUUUGAUGCUUUAAGUGCUCUGCUUGUCCAGCGAGCUGGUUUUGAUUAUUGUUUCACUAGUGGGUUUUCGAUAUCGGCGGCUAGAUUGGGGUUGCCGGAUACUGGUUUUAUUUCCUAUGGAGAAAUGGUUGACCAAGGACAACAAAUUACCCAAGCUGUAUCCAUUCCUGUCAUUGGGGAUGCCGAUAAUGGAUAUGGGAAUCCCAUGAAUGUUAAAAGAACUGUCAAGGGUUAUAUUGCAGCUGGCUUUGCUGGGAUCAUUCUUGAAGAUCAGGUGUCUCCAAAAGCUUGUGGCCAUACACGUGGCAGGAAAGUGGUGUCUAGGGAGGAAGCUGUGGUGCGAAUAAAAGCAGCUGUUGAUGCUCGGGAAGAGACUGGCUCUGACAUUGUUAUUGUGGCACGAACUGAUUCUCGUCAAGCAGUGUCUUUGGAAGAAUCACUCUGGAGGUCAAGGGCUUUUGCUGAUGCUGGAGCAGAUAUUCUUUUCAUUGAUGCACUAGCUUCAAGAGAAGAGAUGAAGUCUUUCUGUGAAAUCUCUCCCUUAGUUCCAAAAAUGGCCAACAUGCUUGAAGGAGGAGGAAAAACACCAAUGCUCACUCCUUUUGAACUUGAGGAAGUUGGAUAUAAACUUGCAGCUUACCCCCUUUCCUUGAUUGGGGUAUCUAUAAGAGCUAUGCAGGAUUCACUAGCUGCCAUUAAAGGAGGUCGUAUUCCUCCUCCUGGAAGCAUGCCAUCGUUUGAAGAAAUAAAGGAAAUCUUAGGUUUCAACACUUACUAUGAAGAAGAGAAGCGGUACGCAACUAGCAGCAGUCAAAUGUCUAGGCAAAGAGCAAGCAGUAAUGUAUAUGGAAUACAACGGAGGACUUCAGAUGAUACAGAGCAAAGAAGUCAGAGGCUUCAAGAUCCUGUUGUUGAAGUGAUCACUCCUGAAGUAUACAGUAGCAAUGGCACAGACAAUUCAAGAGGUCCCUUUUCUGGGAUCUGGUCUCGAACAUUGAGAGUCAAAAUAACUGGAAGAGAUGGAUUUGAAAAACUUGAUGUGAGGAUUCCUGCUGGGUUCUUGGAUGGGAUCACAAAUAUAGUUCCAGCUUUGGGGGGUGUGAACAUCAAAGAACUCUUGGAUAAUGCAGCUGAGGAACCAGGAGGCAAGCUCCUGUUAGAUUUUAAUGAUACCAUAGGUGACAUGAUACAAGUAUUUCUAGAAUAA
Dovyalis caffra is the source of this 1506-nucleotide messenger RNA. Lineage: Eukaryota; Viridiplantae; Streptophyta; Magnoliopsida; Malpighiales; Salicaceae. The record is from the annotation of a GenBank genome assembly.